Molecule: messenger RNA, 1526 nt
Organism: Pogonomyrmex barbatus (red harvester ant)
Lineage: Eukaryota; Metazoa; Arthropoda; Insecta; Hymenoptera; Formicidae
Gene: RanBP3
Product: ran-binding protein 3
Biological process (GO): protein export from nucleus
Source: RefSeq, a predicted model, not a curated record
UAUAUUUAACAGUUGCACAACCGUUGUGUUUUUGAACGCUGAUCAGUGACGCUGACAUUAUUUAUCUGUAUUCAACGUAAAAAAUGGCGGAUUGUAAGGAAUGUGCAGACAAUAUUGAACAUCCACCACUUGUUCUAAAAGUCGAUCCACCCGAGGAGUUGCCAGAAGAUUCUACUGAAGAUUCAACUAUUAGCAAUUCGAUUGUAUCAACUAAACAAGAUAAACAUGUCUAUGAUGAAACGAAAAAUCAUGCAGUGGAAUUAAAUAACCAAGAAUCAACAUUGGCAACUAUUAAAUCUUCUAAUAAGUAUUGUUCCUCAAUAGCUGUUUCAAAGUUGGGAAAUUUAUUUGGUAGUAAUGAAUUUUUAAAUCCUGUAACUAGCAAAUCAAAGUCAUCUAUAUUAAGGCCAUCUCAAUUAAAUAUGAUAACCAAUAAUUCUACAGAUAGUACUGAUAAAAUUGUUUUACAACCUGCAAAAUUUCAUAAUCCUUUCACAAAGGUUACUGAUAAUUCUGUGGAUGAAGAAUCUGUAACAAAAAGCAAUAAAACUGAAACAAGUAAAGAGUCUAAAAUUGAGGAAAAACCAGUAGAAGAUAUAAAAUUAAAAUUUUUGCCUUUGGGUACGAGCACCAAAGAAAACGAGAAUAAUAUAAAUAAUACUGUAACACCCAGUGCAUCUACUCCUAGCUUUGUGUUUGGUCAAAAUUUAAAGGAACGUGUCACUGUCUCUAGUGAUACAGAAGGUUUGAAUAAUUCUGAGAAAGAUAAAACAAGUGAAGAAAGCAAUGAGAAUGGAUCUUCUGAACUUCUAUUCUCAAAUGCAGCUUCAAAUUGUCGUACUACAGUGAGACCAGGUUUGACAUUAACUCAAGCAGCACAGGUAUUAGAAGAAGCUAAUCGUGCAAAUAAGAGAAAAUAUAAUCAAGUAACACUGUUGACUGGUGAAGAAGGAGAAACAAAUAUUCUUCAAAUCAAUUGCAAAUUGUUUGCUUUUGAUAAGACUAAUAGCAGUUGGCAAGAAAGGGGAAGAGGUACGUUGAGACUUAAUGAUCGAGAUGAAGAAUCGCGCUUAGUUGGUCGUACUGCCGGAACUCAAAGAUUGAUUCUGAAUACGAAAGUAUGGUCGGGUAUGACUGCGGAACGUGCUGGACCUAAGUCGUUAAGACUAACUGCUAUGGAUGUUCAUGGAGAUAUUCGAAUUUUUAUUGUACAAGCAGCACCUAAAGAAGUUGAUCAACUGCAUAAUCUUUUAUUACAGCGGCUUAAACGUGCGCAAGAACGCCACCCUAAGAAAUUAGCAACGGAUCAUUGACAAUUUUCACAAAACGUUAACUAUGCAUCAGCUUGAUUUGUGCAACAUAGAAAAUAUUAAGAAAAGAGUUAAAUUCUUUAGAAAUAUAAAACUAUUUGGUAUGAGCAAUAGAAUGGCUAUGAUUUGUGCCUUUCUUCAAAAGUUAUAGUCUUCUUACAUUAAUAUUUAUCGAAAAAAGAUUAUGUUAUGAUACUUAUAUGAAUUUGAAUUUUC